Diospyros lotus (date-plum) is the source of this 5721-nucleotide messenger RNA. RefSeq names its product chloroplast processing peptidase-like. Gene Ontology annotation, cellular component: chloroplast thylakoid membrane. Gene Ontology annotation, molecular function: serine-type endopeptidase activity. The record is from RefSeq and is a predicted model, not a curated record. The coding region runs from base 225 to 929 and encodes 234 amino acids. Lineage: Eukaryota; Viridiplantae; Streptophyta; Magnoliopsida; Ericales; Ebenaceae. Gene Ontology annotation, biological process: thylakoid membrane organization. The transcript is spliced from 7 exons.
UUUUACUUGAAAAUGUAACGAGUACCGUGACGGCCCUAUUCCCCGGCUAUAUAUAAUACACGCGCUUAUGUUCAAAACUUCGUCACUAAGAAAAACAAACCCUCUAUAUCCAUGCGAUCUUCUUCAUUCCUUCCAAAUCUUUGAAUAAACCCUAGCUCUUCGGUUCAAAGUUUAAACCUAGCUGUUGCAAUCACUUUGUUGUUCGUUAUCCUACGGACUGUGCGAUGAGCUUCUUGAGGCCCUCGGCGCCGUACCAGUUUCUGGUUGCUUACCAGUCGGUUCGUUGGAUGCCUUGUCAGAGCUGGGCGUUUCUCCGGUGGCCGAAUCUCGAUGCUGUCUUGCGCCUUUUGGUAAUCGUGCUUUUGUGGUCGAUGUUCGCCGAAAUUCGAUUCAUCCCGUCCUCGUCUAUGUACCCUACUCUUGGCGUCGGUGAUCGGGUCUUCAUUGAAAGGGCUUCAUAUUACAUCAGACGUCCUGCUAUACAUGAUAUUAUUAUUUUUCGAGCUCCUAUACAGCAACCUGGAUUUAGGGAGGAAGAGAUUUUCAUUAAAAGAAUAGUAGCAAGAGCAGGAGACACGGUUGAGGUCCAUGAGGGGUCACUGUAUGUCAAUGGGAUUUCCCAGAAUGAAGAUUUUAUAGCUGAGCAACUAAGAUAUUCAUUGAAUACAAUUAUUGUGCCUAGGGGUCAUGUUUAUGUGUUGGGUGACAACCGUAAUAACAGUUAUGAUUCUCAUAUUUGGUUAGUAUUUUGUGCAACAAUAGUUAUGAUUCUCAUAUUUGGGGACCGCUUCCUGUUAAAAAUAUUGUUGGAAGAUAUGUCAUGUCUUGUUCUAGGCCUUCAGGCAACUCUUCGUAGAAAGAUGGUAGGCUGGCUUGAGAUUGUAGGAACCAAAUCACUGGCAAUAACCUGCUGGGUUUUCUGGGCUUAAAGGCAAACCUGACAAUUUCAGACAGGUGGGAAUCUAUGCUAUUUAAGACCUAGGCUUAAGAGCAAGGUCAUUGAGAGUUAGGUUUUCAAAAUAAAGACUGGAUAUUGCAGCUUGUUGAUUUAAGAUUUUCAAAAGCUCAUGUCAAAUUUAGAAAAGAAAUAGGAGGGCCUGUUUUUAUAUCAUUUUUAUGUUUUUUUUAAUGGUGGUUUUCAAAAUUGAAAACUCUGGAAGCCACAUUUUUAUAUAAUGAUGAGAAUGAUUUUUGAAACUAGUGAAAAUAACAUUUUUUAAUUUUCUAAAAUCUAGACAUUUAAAGACAAUUUUCCUAGUUCAAUUCAUCAAAUAAGUCUCUCUAGUUUUUUUGGGUUUGAAACUGAGAAAAUAGUUUUCAAAAUCAUGACCAAACAGGCCCUUAAAAUCUCUUUAGCCACUUGUGGAAGUCUCACCUAAAACAAAUGAAUAGAAUCACAAAUAAAGUUUGUGGAUGUUCAACUUGUGUUGUCGCUUUCAAAACCAAAAAAAAAAAAGUUUCUCAUCUUGUCUCAUUUUGUUUUAGGGUAGAUUGCCCCACACCACUUGUGGUUUGGGCCUUCUGCCCAAACACCCCAUGUGUUUUGGGCAUUUGAUGUUAAUUAAUGUUUGUGAUGGAGGGGGUGUCCUGGCAAUAAAGGAAAUAUAUAGGAACUUUGGCAAAAAAUAAACUGCCUUGGAGGUAUGGGCAAAAGGUACAAAUUACAAGGGGUGUGAGGAUAAUUUUCCCUUUGUUUUAAGGACAUGCUUGUGUAACUUAUUAAGAGGAUUUUGCUUUGUAGGGAGAGGUGGAAAUAGGGUCUUAUGGACCUUCCUUUGGCUCAAUAGACAAUAAGCAUUGAGAAGUCUACUAGGGUGGAUUCAUAUGGAUGGGAAUUUGUUGUUAUGGAGAGUACCGAUGACAAAGUAUUUUAUUCCUUGGUGAAAAACCCAUGGUCAAAAGUGCAGUGAUAAUUGACCUUCCCUGGUCUUAGUUCUGCCGUUAGGACCAUUCAACCAGUGGCCAUGAUAAGCGGAACUUGCUCUAUGGGAAUGGCAACGACUUGAUGCUUGUAAGUUUGAAGAAGCAUGCAGGUAUUUACUGGGCCAAGCAGCAGGCAUGAUAUGGUAGCAGAGAUGGCUGACAGAACCAAUAGAAAUUUUAGUAUUAGUAGGCGGAGAAAAAUAACAAAUUGUUGUGCAUCUGAACCAGAUACCAGUUUGAUAUUAUGGUAUCUUAAUAUUGAUGUGGACAAAAAACUUGUUAAAUAGAUUAUGUGAACGUCGGACUUGGGUUUUGUGAUUUAUUUAAAAAUUAGUUUCAAAAGAUUUGCCUUGACUUCUUUUUAAGUUGACCAUGUGAUUGGCAAGCCAUCUUUAGAUCUUCAAACCUUUCAAAAAUAGGAAUAAUGGCAGAUCUCUACUACACACCUUUUCUUCCUUUUCAAUGAGUUGACUUCCCCAGAUUGAGAAUGAUGUGUGGCAUUCUCCCAAGUCAUAAUGCAUCAGAACGUAAUGGAAAACUCACUUUUAAGUGGGAAAUUUCCAAAACCCUUUUUUAAUUUUGAAGAAUGAAAUAGAAUAGCUCUAGUCAUUUGUUGCUUUAUCUUUAUUAUCAGAGUGAAAGAGUUGUGAUUAAGGUGUUCAGAUUGUGUUUGCUGCAAGUUGCUGGAAAUUUUGGAUGUCAGGAUACUUGAAAUUUGUAAAUUAUUUAAUCUGUUUAAAGUAUCUAGUUUAACAAUGUGUCCAAGACUGAGUCAAGAAAUAUUUCGCAUCACAAGAGAAAAGGAGUUCAAAAGGAAAAAGGUUUUUAUUUUUCAUGCAUGUCAGUGUUCCAGAUCUCUGAUUAUUUUCGAUGAUAGGGUCUUUGAAGCUCCAUUUUUGCAUAAUUGGAAAACCAUAUAGGUAAAUAGGCUAGGAGGAAUAUGGGGACUCGGGAGUGUUGUUAAUGCCUAGUUUUUUGUUGCUAAAGAUGGACCCACAUAAUUUCUUGUCUUACUAAAUUAGCUCAGUUUCACUAUAACUGUUGGGAUCUGGAUCUCCUGGUUCCUUUUGUCCAUUGGUUCUACCCUCUUUUCUUAUCUUUUAUUUUUACCCAAGUAGAAAGUAGGUUCAGUUUUGUUCAACUUUAUAUAAUAAAAUACUUCCAAUCUUAAAAUUUUCUAUGUUGCAAUUUAUGUGUCUGGAAGAAUAUUUUGUGAGGUCAUGGCACUAGAUGAAUGUUUCUAAGAGAACUAGGCGACUCUGGCUAUAUUGACCACUAUAACAUGACUUGAAGGUGUUGCCCUUAAACAAGAAGGUAAACCAUGACAGCGUUGUAUUAUGUUCAAUACAAUAAUCAUUAAUAUACUUGAUUUUGAAGCCUUUUCGACUCUAUUUCUGAUAUAAAGCUGAAGGGGGGUGUGGAUGUCUCUGAAGAUUGAACAUUCAAACUCCCUCCCCCUCCUCUCUAUCCAUGAUCAGCAUAUCUGAGGCAAGAUCAGGAGUACUUUAACCAUAGUAGUCUACAAAGUUUGAAGCCAGACUUCUGAAUGUUUUCAAUUUGGAUUUGAUACUGUUGGUAAACCAUUUUUGUAAGAAAAUACACUUCAAAUUAGUAGUGUCCAUGGAUUCAAAUAGAUUUGAGAACUGAACUGUACCAAUGUCUUUGGUUUGGUUUUUUUAUAGUUUGUUUCUAUUCUAGUUCGAAUAUUCUUUGGCCCCAAUUAAAAUCUGUUAGGUUCUAAGUCUACCCUUCAGGUCCAUGGACUUGAGCCAAACUGAUCCAUAUAUACAAAAAUAAAUUAAAAAUAUAAAACAUAUUACAUAAUAACAUGAUAGUAGUAAGUAUUUAGUAACUUAGGAAAUAGGAAUCCAAGCAAAAAAUUAGUAAAUAGUAAUAGAGAGAAUUUAUCUUCUAUAGUUAUGUUGACUAUUGGUAAACUGGGUCAUUGUCAUGUUUUUUUCUUUUUGUUUCGUCUUUUCGGAAAGGAAUGAAGAAUUUUAUUAAUGAUAGAUUAAUACAAAGGAACCAAAUCCAGAAGCCUCAACAGACUGAGAGCCGGGAGAGUGAACAACUAACGGCACUACCCAAACCAAAACCAACAAAUACAAGUACUAAGCCAGCUACGCCUACUAUACCUCAACUACUGUAAAGAAUCAUCAGUAACAAAACGUAUAGCCAUGGUACAUAAACGUAAUUAUUUAGCGAAGAAUUAGGAUGUUAUUUCAUGUCUACUUAUUGAUGUUUUCAUUCUAAAUCAUUAAUUUCUUUUCUUCAUUUCUCUGUAUGAAGUUCUUUGGUCAUUAAGCACUUGAAAAUGCCUUUAACAAAUCUAAGACUGUGAAUGUAGAACACCCAUUGUGUUUGUGCCUGGUGACUGAUGUACUACUUUUCCGGCCCAUGCAGUUUAUUGAUGAAAGCGUCGAUAUCUUGCUGCUGGUAAACUUUGCUUAAGCAAGAGCGUAAGUUUGGUGUUUUGAGAAUGCAUGAAUUUAUGAAAUCGAGUUGUUUUGUUUUCUGUUCACUCCCAUAGUACUCUCUGACCCAUAGUACUCUCUGUCAUCAGAAUAGCGUAAUGUUUUAAACAGCAAUCUCAUAUUUUUCUUCCCGUGGAUCCAUCAGCAAGUCAGAGUAUUCUCCAUUAGCGAGUGAUGGUCAAGUGCGUGGAAAAUGUUAUGUUAGGGGUGUGCAAAAUUUCAAUUUAACCGAAAUAACUAAAUCGAAUCAAUUGAAAUUGUCGGUUUAGUUCGGUUUUUGAUAAAAUUCAGUUUGGUUCAUUUUUUUUUUAUUUCAAUUAAUCAGUCUUCGUUCGGUCUUUGGGUUGGGAAUAACCGAACAAACUGAAUUGAUCAUUUUUCUUGAAUGGUGUUUUUGACCAGCACCAGCACUUUCUAUCGCACGCACUAAAGAAAAAAAAAAAGAAAUGUUAGGAAGAAUAACAGAAGUCAGAGAGAAGUAAAACCCCAACCCUUUGCCUCUUUUCGAGUCUUUGAUUUUUUGCCUCUGGCCUUUGACUGACUACCGUCUUGUCCCAGUCUCCUAUUCAUCGUUGUCCACGUCUCUGGCCUUCGAAUCUCUGACUUUCUUUCCAUUCCAUUCCGCCUUCCCCUUCUUCGAUCGGUUACCGAGAUCAAUCCACUUUUCUCCUUCUUUGACCAGAAAUUGAGACCAACGCACCUUUCCCAUCCUCUUUGCUCUAAUCGGCGACCCACAGAGGUGGGUUUCAGUUAGAGUUUUCAUUUUUCAAUUGUUCUGUAGUUUUGGUAUGGGUUUUCAAAUGAUUAUUUAUUGUAAUUUGUAAACUAAUUGUAAUUUACAGCAAGUGUUCUCAUUUGUAAACUGAUUAUUUAUUGUAAUUUGUAAGCUGUAUGAACUGCACAAAUUUACAAGUAGUGAUUGUAAUUUACAGCAAGUGCUUUCAUUCAGUUUAUCAGUUUUUUAGUGUUUUUCGGUUUAGUUAGUUUCUUCGAUUCGUUGGUUUUUUGGUUUGUUCGGCUUGUCGGUUGUUUGGUUGUUUUGUUUUUUUUCAGUUUAUUUAGUAGGUUUGAUUUUUUUUUAUUUUCAGUUUGUUCGAUUUUUAAGUUUGUUCAAUCAAAAAAUUUUAGUUAGUUCGGUAAUUGAACCCAACUAUUUGCACACCCUUGGUUAUGCCAAACCCUUCCUGGCUAUAUAGGUUGGUGAUUUGUACUAGUUCUUGAUUUGCAACAUUUGUUAGUUUGGACAUAGGAUCAUAGUCACAGAAAUUAUUGGUUGUAGCUAAUUUUGAAGAUCACUCCAAUAUUAUUGUUGUUCUUGUGAUGA